AUGGACGACUCUCUCAUCCCAUCUCUCAAGAAGACCGCUCAUCUCGUGGUCCGAAAUGCCGCCAGACCCAGUGGAACGCUAGAGCAAGGGGUAUUCACCAUGUUCGUGGCUAGAUCAGAAAUUGAGAGAAUCAUGGGAUUGGAUCAAGGUGAAUUGGGUAAAGCAAGAUGGAAGAGUAUGGUGAAAGAGCUAGUGAAAGCUGCAGUUGAUAACAUUGAUAAUACAACUUCGUCAAGUCGAGCUUCAAGCUCAAGUUACCCCACCACCUUGUCCUCACCAUCACCCCUACCCUCACAUCCUUCGACAUCCAAGAUUAGUAAAUCGAAAAGCAGAGCUUCGACGUCUAAAUUAAUAAACGCAAUGAAGUCAAAACGAUCAAAAUCAGAGGAAGGGGAUGAUUAUUAUUCUGACUUGCCGAAGAUAGCCAGUAAAUCUGGGACAAGGAAGCAGAAGGCGAAGGGGAAGAAGGUGGAUAAUGGAAGUGAGAGUGAAGAGGAAGAGGAAGAAGAGGAAGUGAUUGAUAAUGAUGAUUCCAAUGAAGGUUUUCCAUCUUCCAUGCCCAAGUCUACACCACCCAAGCGGCCGUCUGACAAGAAGCGGAAACGCAGAGAAGAGCAAGAGGAAGAAGAGAUCGAGACUAGAAAGACAUAUGUGGAAGAACCUCAAGCUCGUAUGAGCGAUACAGACAUGUCAUCAGUAUACGGCGAACCGCCUACAAUGAAGACAAAGUCACGUAAAUCAGCUUCGGCUCCAGCAUCGGGUAAAAGGAAAUCGAAGUCCAAGUCUGUAUCAGUCUUGUCAAGCGAUGAAGAAAAACCUUCAACAAAGAAGAGGAAAGGUACGAAUAAGAACAAGAAGGAUCCCAACGAAGGGCUGUCCCCGGGCGAAGCGAAAUUAGCGGAUCUGAAGAGGAUAGUUGUUGCAUGCGGGGUGAGGAAACAGUGGGCCAAAGAAUUUGCUGACUGUCCCACUACGUCCUCACAAAUUCGACACGUACAAGGUCUGUUGUCAUCUCUAGGGAUAAAAGGUCAGCCUACGCUGGGAAAAGCGAAGACUUUGAAAGCAAAACGGGAAUUGGCUCAAGAACUAGACGACGUCAAGACAUUUGAGGCUGCUCGUGGACUAUCAUCAAUUACUCGCGAGAGGAGAAGCAGGGCUAGCUCCGGAACGAAGAGGAAAAAGGUGAUUGGGUCUGAUGAUGAGGAGGAAGAAGAGGGAGAAGAAGACGAAUCCAUAGAUUUGGAUAAGGAGGAGUCCGCUCUGGGAGCUGUACUAGAUCUUGACUUCCUUGGUGGUGAUAGCGAUAGUGAUUGA
This is a messenger RNA of Kwoniella mangroviensis CBS 8507, 1314 nucleotides long. RefSeq lists its product as uncharacterized. Gene Ontology annotation, cellular component: nucleus. The transcript is spliced from 10 exons. The record is from RefSeq and is a predicted model, not a curated record. Bases 1 to 1314 code for a protein of 437 amino acids. Lineage: Eukaryota; Fungi; Basidiomycota; Tremellomycetes; Tremellales; Cryptococcaceae.